This is a messenger RNA of Pedinophyceae sp. YPF-701, 2514 nucleotides long. The record is from the annotation of a GenBank genome assembly. NCBI's taxonomy places the organism in Eukaryota, Viridiplantae, Chlorophyta, Pedinophyceae.
AUGGAGCAGCAUCGGACGAGCCACGUCUCGGUCUUCUCCGUCUCGAACCUCAAGGCCACGGUGAAAGGCCAUCCAGCUAUUGACCGGGGGGCUGGGUUUUGGGAGCCAUGGAGGAAGCACAAAAAGGCGCCGCACCUCGUCGGCACGGGCAGGAAAACGGGCAUCAUGCGCGUGCACAACCGCGACACGAUCAAGAGUCUAGGGAGAAUGGCAAUUCACAAGAUGACAAAAGACCUCUUCACCAGCGUCGUGAACACACCGCUCAGAUGGCUCCUGCCUGUAGUCCUAGGAGCCUAUCUCUUGAGCUUCUCCUGCUUCGCAAUCAUAUGGUGGGGCAUCUGGCGCCAUGACCCCACGUGCUUCACGCACUUCUCCAGCUUCCGCGACGCCCUGGCGUUCUCCGUGGAGACGCAAGCGACGAUCGGCUACGGCUACCGCUCGCCGUCGGCCUGCUGGAUCACCGUCUGGUUGGAAAUCAUCCAAACGUUCGUGGCCUUUGUCAUGAACUCCUUCUUCGUCGGGGCGGUCUUCGCGCGGCUCUCGCACGCCCAGCAGCGCGCGCGCACCAUCCUCCUGUCUGACUCGGCCUGCCUGUCGCGCCGCGACGGCGUCCUGAAGCUGAUGGUCCGCGUGGGCGACACCCGGCAGCGCAUCGUGCUUGGCGCGUCGAUCCAGCUCUACAUGUACGUGGGGGGCAAGGGCCGCGCGACCUCCGAGGGCGAGCGCAUCCCCGUGAGCGUCUACGACCUCCCCGUCGACGUCGACGUCCGCGGGCGCCUGCUGCUGCCGAUGGUGGUCGAGCACACCAUCGACGAGUGCAGCCCCCUGUUCGGGCACACGCACGCGACGCUCGUGUCGUGCGGCGUCGAGAUCAUCGCGGUGUUCGAGGGCGUCGGCGAGCUGGGCCAGCCCUUCAUGACCAUGCGCAGCUACCUGCCACAAGAGAUCAAUUGGGGAUACUUUUUCCAGCAGUGUAUCUUCCACGCCCCCUCGGGCACCACGCGGCACGAAGUGGACCUCUCGCUCUUCCACGACGUCGUACGGCAGCCGCGCAUGUCGCCGAUGUCGCGCUCCGCGGCCUCGCGGUUCGUCCUGCGCGACCAGGCGUCGGCGAAGAGCCCUACGCCGUGGCCCAAGCCCGGCGACAACACGCUCGUGAUCUCGCGGCACUGCGUCGUCGGGCUCUGGCGCGGGAAGCCCGCGCUCCUCUGGAGGAUCGGAGACACCCGCGGCUACCAGGUCACCGAGGCCAACGUCACGGCAACGCUCUACACCUACCACGGCUCCUGCAGGGCCUGCCGGAAGGCCGCGAGCGGCGCGGACCCGCGCGUCCCGGUCACGAACGACUCCGUACUCGGCGACGUCACAGACGGCGGCGCGAGCGAUUCCAUGCCGCCGAUGCGUGAGCACGAAAGCGAGGGAGAAGACCUCCCGAGCAGUGCAGGACGCUCCGUCGAUCGCGCGUCCUACCUCCCGUCGGAGCCAGGCUCGCCGAACGCGACCUUCGGGGGCUGCCGCGGCGCCCCGGCCCCGCUGCCGGUCUCCGUCCCGCGCUGCACGUGCGGCGCUGACGAGUACGGAUACCGGGCCGAGUCUCUGUCGCUCGAAGUGCAGACCGGAGAGCACCUGAUGCUCCGCCUCCCCGUGAUCAUCGCGCACGUCCUCACUCCGGAGUCUCCGCUCGCGAAGCUCACAAGCGAGCGCAGCGCGGGCGCGUGCGCAGGCACCGAGAUUGUGCUCGUCGCCGAGGGCUACAGCGUGGUCACGAGCAAGAACACGCUCCGGAAGCACCUGUACAAGAUGCCGAUGGACGUCAAGUGGGGCGUGCGCUUCGCGCAGAUCGUGUCGCCGCCGCGGCUGUCGAGCUCGACCCCCGAGGUGCAGUGGGCGCGCUUCCACGACAUCGAACCACAGCCCGAGGAGGCGCUGCGCGCGUACGCGAACGCGGCGCUCGAGUCCCAGCGCAUGCACGACGCGCGCUGCUCGAUGAUGAUGAGCAUGGGCCCCGACGCGCACGGGGCCACGAUGACGCGCCGGAACUUUGCGGGGGAGUCCGCCCUGAUGCUCGGGGGAGUUCCCCCGGUGCUCCGCGAGGAGAGCGUGUCGCGGUUCGCAACGAACCACCGCGGGCGUUUCGGGGACCGGCCGUCGCGCAACACGCUGCAGCAGGACACGUACAACGCGGUGAUGAUGGGGCCGCUGGUCGCGCAGCAGCAGGCGAUGCUGCAGGAGGAGCGGCGGGCGGAGCAGGAGCGGGAGAAACAGCGGUCUGCCGGGGACUCCGGGGAGCGGGAAGAGGACGCGCCGCCGAACUCGAAGUCGACGGACGCGACGGACAACGAGGUGGUGCAGCAGCUGGCGUCCGCGUCAACGGAGGCGGCGGCGGCGGUGGAGCAGGCGCAGGCGAUGUACAUGUCCGAGGUGGGCGCGGGGUACACGAGCAGCGGCGGGCUCGGGGAGUGGCAGCCGGACUGGCCGGUGCUGGACCAUCCUGACUCCAUGGAUAGAUGGUGA